Molecule: messenger RNA, 2898 nt
Organism: Echinops telfairi (small Madagascar hedgehog)
Lineage: Eukaryota; Metazoa; Chordata; Mammalia; Afrosoricida; Tenrecidae
Gene: PIWIL1
Product: piwi like RNA-mediated gene silencing 1
Exons: 21
Coding region: 39-2624 (861 amino acids)
Biological process (GO): regulatory ncRNA-mediated gene silencing
Cellular component (GO): P granule
Molecular function (GO): piRNA binding; protein binding
Source: RefSeq, a predicted model, not a curated record
CCGGGCAGCGUCCAAGUGCUCCACUGAAAAGAAAAACAAUGACUGGGCGAGCCAGAGCCAGAGCAAGAGGGAGGGCCCGAGGGCAGGAGCUGGCACAACAUGUGGGCGCUGCUGCAAGUCAGCAACCUGGUUAUAUCCAGCCUAGACCUCAACAGACACCAGUGGAGGGGGAAUUAAUUGGCCGUGGACGCCAGCGAGGACCAGUAGGAGCAACAGCCAAGUCAGAAGAACUCCAGAUAUCUGCUGGGUUUCAAGAGUUGUCCUUAGCAGACAGAGGUGGGCGUCGCAGAGACUUUCAUGACCUUGGAGUGAACACGAGACAGAACCUUGACCAUGUGAAGGAGUCAAAGACAGGCACCUCGGGCUCUAUCGUAAGGCUGAGCACCAACCAUUUCCGACUGACAUCCCGUCCCCAGUGGGCCCUGUACCAGUAUCACAUUGACUAUAACCCACUGAUGGAAGCCAGGAGACUCCGCUCUGCUCUGCUUUUCCAGCAUGAAGAUCUGAUUGGAAGGUGUCAUGCUUUUGAUGGAACAAUAUUGUUUUUACCUAAAAGACUACAGCACAAGGUUACAGAAGUGUUCAGUCAGACCAGGAACGGGGAGCAUGUGAAGAUAACGAUCACCCUAACAAACGAGCUGCCCCCAACGUCCCCGACCUGCUUGCAGUUCUACAAUAUCAUAUUCAGGAGGCUUCUGAAGAUCAUGAAUCUGCAGCAAAUUGGACGGAAUUAUUAUAACCCAAGUGAUCCGAUUGAUAUUCCAAAUCAUAGGCUGGUGAUCUGGCCAGGCUUUACGACAUCCAUUCUUCAGUAUGAAAACAACAUCAUGCUCUGCACAGAUGUCAGUCACAAAGUCCUUCGCAGUGAGACGGUGUUAGACUUCAUGUUCAACUUGUACCAUCAGACCGAAGAGCAUACAUUUCAAGAACAAGUCUCUAAGGAACUGAUAGGUUUAAUUGUUCUUACCAAGUAUAACAACAAGACGUACAGAGUAGACGACAUUGAUUGGGACCAGAACCCUAAGAGUACCUUUAAGAAAGCUGAUGGUUCUGAAGUCAGCUUUUUGGAGUACUACAGGAAGCAAUAUAACCAAGAAAUCACCGACUUGAAGCAACCAGUGUUGGUUAGUCAGCCCAAGAGGAGGAGGGGCCCUGGGGGCUCACUGCCAGGACCCGCCAUGCUCAUUCCUGAGCUCUGCUACCUGACAGGUCUGACUGAUAAGAUGCGGAAUGACUUCAACGUGAUGAAAGACCUUGCUGUUCAUACACGACUGACUCCCGAGCAGAGGCAGCGGGAAGUCGGCCGGCUCAUUGACUACAUCCAUAAAGACGACAACGUGCAGAGGGAACUGCGAGACUGGGGUUUGAGCUUUGACUCUAACCUACUGUCCUUCUCAGGAAGAAUUCUGCAAACAGAAAAGAUUCACCAAGGUGGAAAAACAUUUGAUUACAACCCACAAUACGCAGACUGGUCAAAAGAAACCAGAGGGGCCCCACUCAUCAGUGUCAAGCCCCUGGACAACUGGCUGCUGAUCUACACUCGGAGAAACUAUGAGGCUGCAAAUUCACUGAUCCAAAACCUGUUUAAAGUCACUCCAGCCAUGGGCAUACAGAUGAAAAAGGCAGUCAUGAUUGAGGUGGAUGACAGAACAGAAGCCUAUUUACGAGUCUUACAGCAAAAGGUUACCUCAGAUACACAGAUCGUUGUGUGCCUGCUGUCAAGCAAUCGGAAGGACAAGUAUGAUGCCAUCAAGAAGUACUUGUGUACAGACUGCCCCACCCCCAGCCAGUGUGUGGUGGCCCGAACCCUGGGGAAGCAGCAGACUGUCAUGGCCAUUGCCACGAAGAUCGCCCUCCAGAUGAACUGCAAGAUGGGAGGAGAGCUCUGGAGGGUGGAUAUGCCACUGAAGCUGGCGAUGAUCGUUGGUAUCGACUGUUACCAUGACACCACUGCUGGUCGGAGGUCGAUUGCAGGAUUUGUUGCCAGCAUCAAUGAAGGGAUGACCCGCUGGUUCUCUCGGUGUGUAUUUCAAGACAGAGGACAAGAGCUGGUGGAUGGGCUGAAGGUCUGCCUGCAAGCUGCUCUGAGGGCGUGGAAUAGCUGUAACGAAUACAUGCCUAGUCGGAUUAUUGUCUACCGGGACGGAGUUGGAGAUGGGCAGCUGAAAACGUUGGUUAACUAUGAAGUACCGCAGUUUCUGGACUGCCUAAAGUCUGUUGGUAGAGGUUACAACCCUAGGCUCACCGUCAUUGUGGUGAAGAAACGCGUGAAUGCCCGCUUUUUUGCCCAAUCGGGAGGACGACUCCAAAACCCACUUCCUGGAACAGUCAUUGACGUGGAGGUCACCAGACCCGAGUGGUACGACUUCUUCAUCGUGAGCCAAGCUGUGAGGAGCGGCAGCGUCUCGCCCACACACUACAACGUCAUCUAUGACAACAGUGGCCUCAAGCCGGACCACAUCCAGCGGCUGACCUACAAGCUGUGCCACGUGUACUACAACUGGCCGGGUGUCAUCCGCGUGCCUGCUCCCUGCCAGUACGCCCACAAGCUGGCUUUCCUUGUGGGCCAGAGUAUCCACAGAGAGCCCAACCUGUCCCUCUCAAACCGCCUCUACUACCUCUAACGGCGAGGACGGCACUCUGCAGCCGGCUGUGUUGGGUGUUUCUUUCUGAAAAUGGCAGCCGCGGGGUGCUCUCUGCAUGAGAGCUGGGGAGGGAACGGGGAACCUGGUGCUGGCGUCCGAUGUUACUGUGAACUGAUGUCCUUACUUCAUAGGUAAAAAGUAAGAUUGUGGCUUUCAGCUUGUUCGCCUCUCAUAAGUGUGCAACGAGGGUACUUUGUUUACUUCUUUCUGUGUUGGAUAAAAUGUGGCGGGGAAGGUUCUUUGCAUUACAGAU